Messenger RNA from Gavia stellata (red-throated loon), 1428 nucleotides. RefSeq names its product syntaphilin (gene SNPH). Gene Ontology annotation, cellular component: cytoplasmic microtubule; mitochondrion. Gene Ontology annotation, biological process: neuron differentiation. Lineage: Eukaryota; Metazoa; Chordata; Aves; Gaviiformes; Gaviidae. The transcript is spliced from 4 exons. The record is from RefSeq and is a predicted model, not a curated record. The coding region runs from base 1 to 1428 and encodes 475 amino acids.
AUGUCUCUGCCGGGGAGCAGACGCUCGUCCACCGGAUCACGAAGGCGCCCCUCGCCCCCCGGGAGGGACACCUACGGCACCUCCUCGCUGAGCAGCAGCAGCAAUUCUGGCUCCUGCAAGGGCAGCGACAGCAGCCCCACCCCAAGGCGCUCGGCCAAGUACAACCUCUGCAGCGACAACCAUGGGAUAAAGCCACCGACGCCGGAGCAGUACCUGACGCCCCUGCAGCAGAAGGAGGUCUGCAUCAGGCACCUGAAAGCUCGCCUGAAGGACACGCAGGAGCGGCUGCAGGACAGGGAUGCUGAGAUCGAGGACCUGAAGACGCAGCUGUCGCGGAUGCAGGAGGACUGGAUCGAGGAGGAGUGCCACCGCGUGGAGGCCCAGCUGGCGCUGAAGGAGGCUCGCAAGGAGAUCAAGCAGCUGAAGCAGGUCAUCGACACGGUGAAGAACAACCUGCUGGAGAAGGACAAGGGGCUCCAGAAGUAUUUCGUGGACAUCAACAUCCAGAACAAGAAGCUGGAGACGCUGCUGCACAGCAUGGAGGUGGCGCAGAACGGGGCGCUGAAGGAGGAGGGGGCCGGCGAGUCGGCCGGGGGGUCCCCAGCCCGUUCCCUCACCCGCAGCUCCACCUACACCAAGCUGAGCGACCAGGGGGCCGGGGACCGCAACGUGGGGGGCUCGCAGACCAUCUCGCUGGACGAGGGGGCCGACAGCGGCUUCGCGGGGGCAGAGGAGGCUCCUGGCCACACGGACCCGCUGGAGGCGGGGGGCGAGCCCAGCGCCCGCCUGCCCCCCAGCUCCACCUACGAGAAGCUGCUGGGGCUGCGGUGCGGCGUGGAGGCCGGGGUGCAGGCCAGCUGCAUGCAGGAGCGGGCCAUCCAGACGGACUUCGUGCCCUGCCAGCCCGACCUGGACACCAUCCUGGAGAAGGUGAUGAAGUCCCAGGCUUGCAGCUUAGGCAGCCCCACCUCGGCCUGGGUCUCCGAAAUGGAAGACGUGAUGCCCGGCCCCGAGCUCUCCAACCCCGCCGGGGCCACGGACCUGCUGGCGGCUGAGCCCGACGCCGCGACGGUGGGUGCCGGGGUCGAGGCGGGUGCCCUCUGCAACCCGGCGGUGCGGCAGCCCCCCAGCGCCAGCCCCUCCGUGGCCAUCGCCUGCGUGGCAGAGGAGGAGACGACGGAGGUGACCGGCUGCGAGGCCGCCCCCUCCAAGAGCUACUGGAGCCGCCACUUCAUCGUGGAUCUGCUGGCGGUGGUGGUGCCGGCGGUGCCCACGGUGGCCUGGCUGUGCCGCUCGCAGCGCCGGCAGGACCAGCCCAUCUACAACAUCAGCUCGCUGCUGCGGGGCUGCUGCACCGUGGCCCUCCACUCCAUCCGCAGGAUGGGCUGUCGCCCCGUCGCCAGCCCCGGGGGCAGCACCCAGCCCUGA